GCACGCGGGCCUAGCACAAGUUGGAGCAUAAUAUUAUUAAAUAAAAUUCAAAAUGAAAGCAUUCAUAUUGUUGGCCCUCUGCCUGGGCGCAGUUUGUGCAGAUUUACAUGACAGCAGUCAGAGAGCUAAGCGUGAUGAUUUUCACAGUCGUCACUUUGCCGCUCAUCAGCGUGCAAUUGAGGAUGCGCGUCGCAAUGGAGGCUAUGGCACCAGUGGCGUUAGUUUUGGAGCCAGCAGCGGCAAUGCGGAGCUGGGCAAUCUAGAGAGCUCGUAUGAUUCCGUUGGUGCUGUGGGUGGUGCUGCGGGUGGUGCUGAAAGCGCAUUCGGAGCCAACUCAGGCAGCUCUUUCGGCGGCAGCUCUGGCUCUUCUUUCGGAGCCAACUCUGGUGCCGCUUUUGGAGCCAACUCUGGUGCCUCUUUUGGAGCCAGCUCUGGCUCCUCAUUUGGCGCACAGAGCGCACAGAGUGCACAGAGCGCACAGAGCGCCUUCUCCUCCAACUCUGCCUACGAGAGCAGCCACAAUGCCGCCAGCAACUUCAACACGGUCGCUGCUCAUGAUGUGGGCAGCAAUGUGGAGUUCGCCGACAACAGCAAUGUCGCAUCUGAAGUCGCUUCGGGUGCUCUGUUCUCUGGAAGUCUGCAGACACCACUUGUAUUGACUGCUCCCAGCUCUAGCGGCAACAUGGAGUACGUGCGUCGUGAAUCGGUUGUGUCCAGCGCACCACAGCAAGUCGUUUAUACCAUGCCCGGUGGCUCACAGAAGUAUGUGAACCAUGUCGAGCGCGUCGUUGAGCACACGCCAUCAAUGCAGUUAGUGCAAGUGGCGCAGCCUGCCACCUCCGAGCAUUACUAUCAGCGCAAGGUGACCACCACCGCCUCGGCGCCACAGAUUGUGCAAAUGCCCUCAUCUAGCUAUACCAUUGGCACCAACAUGCGCUCCACCAUGGGCUCCACUGCUGGCUCCACUUUCGGCAGCAACGCCGCCUUCAAUCAGAACGCCGCCUUUGGCAGCAACUUUGGCCAGCGCUCUGGCUCCCAGACUCUUUACAAUGGUGGUCUGACGACUGGCUUCAAUGUCGGCGGCACAUCCCAGCUGCACCAGCUUAUCAAUCAGGCUCACCAGAGCGCCAAGCAACAGGUUGGCUCAGGCAGCAGCUUCAGCAGCGGUUCCGGCCUUGCCAGCGCCAAUCAAAUGCAAAUGGGCGGCGCCAAUGCUUACCGCAGCAACUUUGGCUUCGACUCCUCUAUGAAUGCAGGCAGCUCCAUGAACGCUGCCAUGAACUCCGCUGCCGCCAUGAAUUCCGCUGCUGCCAUGAACUCUGCUGCUGCCAUAAACUCUGCCGCCGCAAUGCACUCGGCUGCUGCAAUGAAUUCUGCCGCUGCCAUGAACUCUGCCGCCGCUGCAAUGAACGCUGCCCACAGCGGCAUGAGCAUGGGUCUGACUGGUGGCUUGAGCGGCGCACAGCUGUCGGGCGCUGGCAAUGGCUAUCAGACCAAGCAGUGGGAGAAGCAAUCCAAGUGGUCCUCUCAGUCUGAGUUCGAUUCCAAUGGUCAUGUGAACAACUACAAGGAUCUGGCCACAGGCGAGAGCGAGAACUACAAUGUGAACGGCAAGCAGUUUGGUUACAAUGCUGCCACCGCCACCGUUGAUGAUAACGGCAAAAUUGGCACCUACAGUGUGCACUCCUAAGUGUUGCACUCCUGCAUAGUUUUCAACUGCCACAUCAUAGUACUAACAAAUUGUUAAAGCUUCCAUACUUAAAGUAAUACGAAAAUAAACUUUUAUAA
Molecule: messenger RNA, 1788 nt
Organism: Drosophila busckii
Lineage: Eukaryota; Metazoa; Arthropoda; Insecta; Diptera; Drosophilidae
Exons: 5
Coding region: 53-1690 (545 amino acids)
Source: RefSeq, a predicted model, not a curated record